Molecule: messenger RNA, 1362 nt
Organism: Penicillium roqueforti
Lineage: Eukaryota; Fungi; Ascomycota; Eurotiomycetes; Eurotiales; Aspergillaceae
Exons: 5
Coding region: 1-1362 (453 amino acids)
Source: RefSeq, a predicted model, not a curated record
AUGCAGACGGCCGGUCAAGUUCUUGCAAGUCCUUUGCCCCUCUUACGACAAGCCCGUGGCACGAGCCACCCGUCAGUCUCCACCGAGUGGCUACAUCAAAGGUUCAUCCACCAGUGGACUACAUUCGACCAGGAGAUACGAUCAGCCCUCGCAUCGCUGGACCUUAACUUCCAGAUUGCCCACAUCGACUCUCCUAGCGGCGAGGUAUACCUGGUCGGAAAUGAAAUCGGCUUAUCUGCCGGCAAUGGUGAUGGGAGAUAUUCAAGCCUUGAAACUCCAACAUCGGACGUUAUCCCAGAUGUAUCCAUAGGUGUGACUCUCAGCAACGACUCCCAAGCGCAGGUCAAGAUAGUCGGCGAACUCAAGACCUACUGGACUGUCGCGCUCGAUCGAUUUUCUCCGUCUGACCCCGUGAUUCUUCCGCAAAUUUUACCCCAUCUUGGUCAACUCGUGGCGCAGAUGAGGAAAUUCGGGUUGCGCUACGGCUUUCUAUCGACAUACCGGGGGACAGUAUUCGUCAAGCGGACAGCUGACUUCGCCUUCUGUGUCUCCCCACCGAUUCGAGACCGGGAUACGAAUUUGUCUGUUCGGCAGUGUUUUGCGGGGUUCUGUAUCCUUGCUGAACAGGGCCAUGACUACAUCGAGGGUUCAGACUUCAGGGCAGAGCGACUUCGGGGUCAAGAUGAUCUUCAGGCUUCUCUCCGCCCUUCUGGGCUCAGAGACCAUGCCAUUGAGGGCAGUCUAGUGACCGGACUGAACGGGAACGUUACCCCGAAUACAAUCAUUCUCGGCCACCAGGGAAGAGCGAUUUCGAUCUUAAACGUGUCCCGGAGAAUUUCACCCCCUAGCCACACAGACAAGGCUCUCUUCGAGAUUGAACACCAAGGAACACGCCAUAUCGUGAAGUGCUGGAGUCCCAGACAAGAUCGGGCGUCUAAUGCGGAAUGUGCUGUCUAUGAGCGUCUGUCAGACUCACGACCUAGUGGUUACGAUGUCUUCGCGAACAUGAUACUUGCUGGGAACAUAAUGUGCUCGAGUUUAUUCCCUAACGGAAGGGCGCUUGUCCUCCCCUACAAGGAUGGACAGAUCCUCGCCCAUGUCUGGGACGAACUUAGCAACCGCGAGCGAACCCACGUCCGUGAGGAAUGUGAAAAGGCCAUCCGCAUUCUUCGGUCUCUGUCAAUCUACGUGCCCGAUGCUGGAAAACACAACGUUUUAUAUCAAAGGGAGACAGGAGCCGUGACCAUGUUGGACUUCGAAACUGCUAUGGAAUGUCUCCAGUCAGAACAUGUGCCUUAUGUCGAGCUGCUGUCGCUGUUUGGGAACCCUACGAUGAUGCAUGGACACACGACUAGUGGGUAG